This is a messenger RNA of Chondrus crispus (carragheen), 1762 nucleotides long. RefSeq names its product Ethanolamine-phosphate cytidylyltransferase, putative. Gene Ontology annotation, biological process: phosphatidylethanolamine biosynthetic process. Gene Ontology annotation, cellular component: cytoplasm. Gene Ontology annotation, molecular function: ethanolamine-phosphate cytidylyltransferase activity. The transcript has 2 exons. Bases 1 to 1362 code for a protein of 453 amino acids. NCBI's taxonomy places the organism in Eukaryota, Rhodophyta, Florideophyceae, Gigartinales, Gigartinaceae. The record is from RefSeq and is a predicted model, not a curated record.
AUGUCCGAGUCAUCUCCCGUAAGUGAUCUCGGCACAUUUUUCUAUCUCGUCGAUGCCGCACUAGCCGCUCGCACCUUAUAUUGCUUCUGUCGCACCUACUUUACCCACAAAGUGCGAAAAGAUGACCUUCGCAAGAAAGAGCAAAUGCAAAAGGAAAAUCCUUCCGCACGAUCAACAGACAAUACUGCUGCGUUAUCUUCCCCUUCGAACCUUCCCGCGCAACCACCAAAGAAGAAGGAACCGGUUCGUGUCUACAUGGAUGGUUGCUUCGAUGCCAUGCACUUCGGCCAUGCAAACGCUCUGCGUCAAGCGAAAGCCCUUGGUGAUGUUCUUGUCGUCGGUAUUAACCCAGAAGUCGAGAUCCGCAAACACAAGGGCCCUCCUGUCAUGACUGAUGAAGAGAGGCGCAUUGCUGUUUCCAGCGUGAAAUGGGUCGAUAAGGUUCUCACGGAUGUUCCAUAUGUCGUCACUCCCGAAUUUUUGAAGACUCUCAUCGAGAAACACAAGAUUGACAUCAUUGUACAUGGUGACGACCCUUGUAUUGGGGCCGACGGUCAAGAUGUUUAUCGCGCUGUCAAGCAAAUGGGCCGCUUCAGAACAGUCAAGCGCACCGAAGGCGUCAGCUCUACUGACAUCGUCGGCCGUAUGCUACUUUGCACUAGGGAUCAUCAUGUCGAUUUCGCCAACUCUUCAUCACGGCAUGCAAACAGCGCCCCGCCCAAUCCUGACGAGGGAGCAAUUGUUCAGUCAUCCAUUCCACGGAGGAGGCCUUUCACAAGAGUGAGCUCAUUUUUGCCCACCACUAGGCGCCUCAUUCAGUUCGCUGGCGAAACCAGAGCGCCGAAACCUGGGGAUCGCGUCGUUUACUGCGAUGGAACGUUCGACAUGUUCCAUGCUGGUCAUAUCGAGACAUUGCGCAAGGCAAGGGAGCAGGGUGACUUUUUACUGGUUGGCAUUCACGAUGACGCAACCGUCAACGCGCGAAAGGGUAGCAAUUUUCCCAUUAUGAAUGUCCAUGAGCGUACGUUGGCGGUUCUCAGUUGUCGGCACGUUGACGAAGUCAUCAUUGGGGCCCCUUGGUGCAUCUCGGAAGAUAUGAUUAAGACGAUGAACAUUUCCGCUGUGGUUCAUGGUAGUCAUCGCGGAGAUAGCAAGUACGUGGACAACUUUGUAGAUCCGUACGAAGUGCCCCGCCAGAUGAACCUUCUCCAUAAGGUCAAGUCUGAAAGUGAACUUACAGUUCAAGUAGUGUUGGAUCGCAUUGUACAGAAUAGAGAGGCUUUUGUCAAGCGUAAUGUUAAGAAAGAAGCAGCCGAAGUUGAGUACUUGACGAAGCACAAGCAGUACGUGGAAGAGGGAUAGAUUGCUUCCUUCAUAUUGCGAGCUUGGCUUUCAGCAGUGUGCUAAGUGAGGGGCCAUUGCGAUUUGUGAAGGGUAUGUGCUGUGCACGCAUGCAGAGCUCUUCGCGCGGUAUCACGCCUGCAAGGCAAGGGCUGCCGGCUUGGGACGGGUGCGCUAAUUUUCGCCCAUGCUUUCGCAACCUGCGCAAAGGGUAUUGAAGAGUGCGAUGCCCUCAAAUGCUACAAGUAGCCGUAACAUUUGCCCAAGCCUAGGUUGAGCAUUUUCUCGAGAUGGAUCGCGAGCACAUCAGGCGAAACCGUGUGGAAGCACAAGUGGCAGAUAGGACGCGGAGGGCCAAGGGUCUUUCCUGUAGAGAACAAUAAAACUUCUUGGCUUCGCACACUGGAGUCAUGAACAGUGA